CAACCAGAGAGAAGGUAUAGAUGGUGGGCGCCACUGUUGAUAUCAGCCAUCCUCCCAAGGAGCAAAUGCAGGACCUGGAGUAUUGCAUCGAUUCAAACCCUUCUUGGGUCCAAACAAUUAUCUUGGCAUUUCAACACUACAUUUUGAUGCUCGGAACAUCUGUUAUGAUCCCAACCCAUCUGGUCCCAUUGAUGGGUGGCACAAAUGGUGACAAAGCUAGGGUCAUACAAGCACUUCUAUUUGUAUCUGGUAUCAAAACCCUUCUUCAGACGCUGUUUGGGACUCGCUUACCUACUGUCAUCGGCGGUUCUUAUGCCUAUAUGAUACCCAUCCUCUCAAUCAUUGGCGAUUCCUCAUUACAGAGGAUUCCAGAUCCUCAUGAAAGGUUCAUACACACUAUGAGGGCAAUUCAAGGAGCAGUAAUUAUAGGAUCAAGCUUGCAGAUCAUUCUGGGUUUUAGCCAGCUAUGGGGUAUCUUUUCGCGGUUUUUCAGUCCACUUAACAUGUCACCAGUAAUAUGCCUAAUUGGUUUGGAACUACUACAGCAUGGCUUUCCUGAGGUUGUAGCAUGCGUGGAAAUAGGUAUACCAAUGCUUCUUAUGGUCGUUGGGCUCUGCCUGUACCUAAAGCACAUCAAGUUAUGGAAGAAUUUUCCAGUAUUCGAGCGAUUUAGUAUUCUUAUAAGCAUCAUAUUCAUAUGGACAUUUUCCUUUCUCCUGACUGUCGUUGGAACCUACAAGCAUGCAUCAGCUAAAACUAAAACUAGCUGCCGUGCGGACAGUGCUCAUCUCUUAUCAUCUGCCCCUUGGAUUGAACUUCCUUAUCCAUUAGAAUGGGGACCUCCAACUUUCAAUGCAGGCCAUUCCUUUGCAAUGAUGGCAGCGGUUUUUGUUUCUCAGAUUGAGUCCACUGCGGCAUAUAUUGCUGCAUCACGCUUUGCUAUGGCAACUCCACCUCCUGCCCAUGUUCUAAGCCGAGGCAUCGGCUGGCAGGGUGUUGGGGUGAUGCUCGACGGCCUCUUUGGAACAUUAACAGGACCAACCGUCUCCGUAGAGAAUGUGGGACUGCUUGGACUAACACGGAUAGGAAGCCGCCGAGUCAUUCAAGUAUCAGCUGGUUUCAUGAUAUUUUUCUCCAUUUUAGGAAAAUUUGGAGCUUUGUUUGCGUCCAUUCCAUACCCUAUAUUUGCAGCAGUGUACUGUGUUAUAUUCGGUCUUAUAACAUCUCUCGGGUUGUCAUUCCUACAAUUCACAAACAUGAAUUCAAUGAGGAACCUAUUCAUUACGGGGCUCUCUCUUUUCCUCGGGUUAUCCGUUUCUCAAUAUUUUACGCAGACAUUGAUAACAUUUAAACAUGGACCCGUUAAUACAAGAGCUGGCUGGUUUGAUGGCUUCUUAAAUACCAUAUUCUCUUCAGCUCCUACAGUGGCCCUGUUUGUCGCUGUUUUGUUGGAUAAUACAGUAGAUGUUAAGGUGUCAAAGAAGGACAGAGGUAUGCCAUGGUGGGAAAAGUUUAGAAACUACAAAGGAGAUAUCAGGAAUGAGGAAUUCUAUGCAUUGCCCUUCAAUCUUAAUAGGUUUUUUCCCCCAACUUGAGUCCAAUGAAGUCAAAUUGGUCAGGUCUUUCUUUCUUAUUUCUUUUUCUUUUUUUUUCCC
This is a messenger RNA of Telopea speciosissima, 1655 nucleotides long. Its product is annotated as nucleobase-ascorbate transporter 1-like. Gene Ontology annotation, molecular function: transmembrane transporter activity. Gene Ontology annotation, cellular component: membrane. Lineage: Eukaryota; Viridiplantae; Streptophyta; Magnoliopsida; Proteales; Proteaceae. Bases 21 to 1595 code for a protein of 524 amino acids. The record is from RefSeq and is a predicted model, not a curated record. The transcript is spliced from 13 exons. Gene Ontology annotation, biological process: transmembrane transport.